Molecule: messenger RNA, 4497 nt
Organism: Orbilia oligospora ATCC 24927
Lineage: Eukaryota; Fungi; Ascomycota; Orbiliomycetes; Orbiliales; Orbiliaceae
Exons: 4
Coding region: 1-4497 (1498 amino acids)
Source: RefSeq, a predicted model, not a curated record
AUGGAUCUGUUGCUUGCUUCCCGGGAGCGCCCAAAUCGCCCAGGAGCUCGAAGCUCGAGGGCUGGCUCUGCUCAUAGCAGUGCCUCCUCAACGGCUUCGUUCAAGACCGCGAGAUCUCGCUCAUCUCGCAAGAGUUCGGCCUCCUCUGGUAGGCCUGGAUCGAGCAAUGGUGCUCGAUCCGUCCCCGACUCCGCGCCUAGCUCAUCAGGCCGGACAGAGUCCGGGGGGAGGCGAGGGCCUCAAACUUACCUCCGUAAGACUACGGAGGUGUUUGAAGCCUUCAAGAUGCUUCCCCCAUCGCUCCAGAAGGUCGAGAUGGAGCGUAAGAUGGGCAAGUGGGCGAAGACCCCUGGGGGGUCUUCCGGGGUGGCCUCGAAGGCCAAGUCUGGGAAAAGGCUCCCAGACCUGGACGACGAGCCGCCCUGUUCCUCGGAUGCAUAUGCAUCCGAGGAACCCACAGUACUAGCUUUCUUUGAAAGCUCGUACCUUCCCGUGGGGUCGAUCACCCUCCCACGGAUCGAUAUCAGAAACCCGAUAACCAUCGAUCCGUUGGCAAAGAAGAUCCCUGGCCAGCCGGCCAAAUUUUUGAUGGUUCGAGAGUUGGCCCAACUCUAUCACAAGGCCAACACGGAGGACCUCGCUCGAGACACCUGGGCUCGCGGUGGCAUCAUCGGUGACGGGAUGCGUAGGAAGUUCGAAAGGGAGCAAGCCGAACGGGAAGAACCCGGGAUGCGAAGGGGUUUUGGAUCAGCUGAUCCAAUCCCCUUCGCCCCGGCCCCAGAGGCUACUGCCUUGACGCUUGCUGCGACUCCCCAGCCGCAGUUCAAGUUUCUCGACCUCAUCCAGGCGGCUGCUCCAGAACGCCUUCCGACUUCGACCGCUGUCCGCCCAUACGAUUGGGUACCGAUUUCUGCAGGAGAUAUGAGCUCCUGCAAAACUCUUCCUGCUAUCUUCUGGAGUACUAGCAACAAGGAAGCAGUUUCUGUCGUCUUCUACAUGUUCCCAACGGCACGCAAUAUCCGCUAUCCAGUUUCAGUCGGAAUUGUCGAGGACAAAAGCGUCCCAAAUAUUGCUGUUAACACGGCCCGGCCAGCGAGCCAAUCUUUGUUGAAGGUCUACUGGUCCGGAUACAUCGAUUUCUCCCGACCAAUGAUUAUUCCGAACUCUUCGAUUUAUAGCAACCCAAGCUUGGCUGCUGCAGAUGAGAAGGGUUUCUGGGGUCUGUGGAAGUGUUAUUUCAAACAACCUACUUUUGGUGGUCAUCAAUACGGCAUGACAAAGGAAACCAGUGCAUUCGAAAACCCACUCCGUCUUCGUCGAGCUUUUGAAAGCUCAACUUCAUUCUCUGGCAAAUACACAGCCCAGAUGGCCCUAGAGAAGCCACCCCUUCGCCUAAAAAGCACGUUCAGUGAUCCCACGAACGAUUGCGAUUCGGAUGAUGAGACAGUUAGGGGUUACGAUUCAGAAAAUUGUACCGAUAGCGACAACGACUCUAUGACGAUUGCUAUGGAUAAGGGAUUAGAAGAUGAGGCUUCUUAUAGUGAUUCGACAGAAUUUUGUCCCGAAUUAACCCCAAUCAGUGAUUCAGAGCCUGAAGCGAAGCCAGCUGCUACAAACUGGCUCAAUGCUAUCUUUGAGCGCCCCCCUACUAUUACACUGGAUACCAGUGUCAAGAUUAUAAUCCCAAAACGCGAGGCCAAGACGACGGAACAACCUACCCAGUGUGCUCAAACGCCACCAGAAGAGGUUACGAUAAAGGAAGAAGGCAUAAUCAUCGAAAAAGGAAGGACAUUCGAGGACCCUGAAGAGUAUGAAAAAUCGGAAUUUGACUUGGAUAUCAUAAAGACCGACGAGCUCGAGGAGCUUAGCACCUUCGAUAAAGGAAUCCUCAAACUUCUCAACAUCGUUAUUGGGCCUGGCGGCUGGGUACACCGAAUACCCUCAGCUCACACUGCGUACAUGCAUAACUACCCUGGAGUCAGCGACACAAAAUCCUUACUUAAGUGUUACAGGAAUCAAUGCAUUAGGGUAGCUCAAGAGGAAGAGAUCAGGGAGAAAGGGUUUACUGAUCUUUCAAAUGGCCCGUUCUUGUGGGACGAAGAAAUCCAUGAACUUCGAAUGGAGAAAGAACUUCCGAUCAACGAUGUUCUCAGAGGCUUCAGAAAAGCGUACGGAAUUCCGCCCUAUAUUGAUAGACAGAUUCGCCGUCAUCAUAGUAUGGUCGUUCAGGCCAAGAAACAUGGCAAAGUCAAAUUCCCGGUCGCAUGGGUUCCGGAGCGAGUUCUGGAUAUUGUUGAGAAAGACAAGCCCAUUAGAAUCAAUGACGAUGGUGUUUCGAUCUCCCGAAGCAUAAGUGACUCCUCUUCGGAGGAGGACGAUCUCCUACAUGAAGCUCUCUACGGAAAGCAAGGACUUAGUGGAAAAUUCAAAGUAGCUCAAGCACAAACUCUUCCUGAGAAAAAGAGUGAUCCUAGCCUUCUUGAAAAUGGAACGUCCUCAAUCAAAUCGCCAGUACUUGAUCCAUACAACAAGGAUAUUUCUCAAGGUUUUGAAGAUGACAAGGCAGAAGCUGGAGAAGGCGACCCAGACUUGACUAUUGAGCAAGACAAUCAGCCCUCGAGCUCUAUCUUAUUCACAGAAGUCAACUUGAAUGACGAUUCCAAGGACAACGAAAUCCCAGGGCCAGUCGCUGCAGAAACUGAACCCCUCAAAAAAUCCUCCCUCUUUAUUGAAUGUUCUGCAGAUGACGAUUCCGAUGACGAUAUUGAGAUGCCAAGGUCUUCGUUAUUUAAAGAAUACAAUGCAAACAAUGACUCCGAUGACGACAAAAUUAAGAUCUCAAAGGCUUCGUUUUUCAUAGAAUGCAACGCCAAUGACGAUUCAGACGAUGAGGAUAUUAAAACCCCGAGACCUUCUUUAUUUACGCAGUGCAAUGCACAUGACGACUCCGAUGACGACGAUAUUGUGAUUCCAAAAUCUUCAUUGUUUAUAGAAUGCAAUGCAAACGACGACUCAGAUGAAGAGGAUAUCAAGAUCCCAAAGACUUCGCUAUUCACAGAAUGCAAUGCUAACGACGACUCGGGUGACGAUGGUAUCAAGAUCCCGAAAUCUUCAUUGUUCACAGAAUGCAAUGCAAACGAUGAUUCUGACGAUGAUGAGAGCACCAAAAAAGGAAUCACUCAUGAAGAAGUUGAGAGCUCAAAGCCAUUGUUCUUUAUAGAAUGCAAUGCAAACGACGAUUCUGACGACGAUACGGAAGCCUCAAAGGCUUCGUGGUUUAUUGAGUGCAAUGCACAUGACAACGAGAGCGAUGAAGGCACUCAAAAGUCACAUACGCCAGAAGAGAUCAAGGCCCUAGAGUCAUCGAUAUUUACAGAGUGUACUAAUGAGUGUACUGAGAAACCGGCUUCACUUGAGGGUGAUAGCCGCCCGGAAGACUCGAAGCUCUUAUCACUGACAGAGUGUAACGCGAAUGACGAUUCCAAUAAUGACACCGAAGCCAUAGAAUCUUCAAUACUCAUUGGCUAUAACGCAAAUGACGACGAAUACAAUAAAGACACUCAAGAACUAGCUGUUCCAGAGGGAGACAAUAUUCCAAACCCUUCUCCGUUUACUGGUUAUGAAGCAAGCAGCAACAGCACUGAAGAAGCUUCGAUCCUAGCCGCUCAAGAAGAUAACACCGAUGCUGAUGUGGAGAUUCCGAAGGCUUCACCGCUUGCAGAGUGUAAGGCAUAUAACGAGGAGAACGAUAGAGACACUCAAGACCCAGUCAUUAAGGGAGAUGAUCUCACCGAUACCAACAAGGAGGUCAAGAAGUCCUCAUUAUUCAUAGAGUGUAACGCAUAUGACGAUGAAGAUGAAGAUAGUCAAUUAUCGUCUAUCCGGAAACCGUAUUCCGAACGCGCUCCAUAUCAUCAUAGGACAUACUCUUCUCUUUCUCGAGAACCGUCAGCAGCACCGCCUAAUGACCAACUUUCAUCUCUUUCGCCGGACAAUCUACGUACAACCAACCGUGAGCCUUCUGAGCCUGAAAGCUCCAGUGUUAUCACACGCGCCGAACUACGUGCAAUGAGGAGGGCUCGUAUGGAUCAACUGGGCGUCGCUACAGGAGAUGCUCGAAGCAUUACCCGAAAUAGAAGACCCGAAAGUCUUUCGCAACAACCAGACGGUCAAAUUAAUCUCCAACCUCAAUCAGAGGAACCAAAGGCCAUUAAGAAACCGGGUAAAAUCCGUAUCCCUUAUGUGUUCCUAGGAGACCAGAAAACAGCGCCACGAGCCCCAACCCAGAAACUCGAUCAACCUGGCCCUACUCAAGAGCAAUCCCUACCUACAAUUAAUGAAAUAGAUAGCUCCGAGGCCGCCCCGGUACCGAAGCAGGCUAGACAGCGCCCGGUAAUCCAACGAGGUGAAACGAAUUGGUCGGCCCAGAUGAGAGAAGAAGGAUUGAAACGUCGAUUUGAGUCUAACAAUCGCCGCGGUCCCAAAAACCCCUUCUAA